Molecule: messenger RNA, 3081 nt
Organism: Bradysia coprophila
Lineage: Eukaryota; Metazoa; Arthropoda; Insecta; Diptera; Sciaridae
Gene: MYPT-75D
Product: Myosin phosphatase targeting subunit 75D
Cellular component (GO): cytoplasm
Molecular function (GO): enzyme inhibitor activity; protein binding; myosin phosphatase regulator activity
Source: RefSeq, a predicted model, not a curated record
CUUAACAUCCGCUACUCGUCAUUCACGUUUCGUUGUGUCGCGCUUUAACAAUAUUGAUGACUUGUGUUGUAUACUUUACUUCAGUGCUUAUCGGUCUUCGUCUUCGUAAUAUACGUUAAAGAAAAAUAAUAUUAAAAUAUCGAAGUGAAAAGAAACAAGUUUUAUUGUUUUAGAUAAAAAAAAGAGGAACAGAUCGUCUGAUGUACUUUCGACCAAAAAUCUAGUUUACACUUAAUGUGAUUAUAUAACUGGUUAAAAAGUAGCAAAAUUUAAACCAAAAUUUAAACAUUUCCUCGCUAAUGAACAGAUAAAAAGUGCAAAGGAAUUACUUACCUUUGAUAUACACUGGUUGAUAAACUUGCAGUUACAUUUCUCUUUUAUGUUGAUGAAUUUGUGAAAUGAAUUCCGUAUAAUAUUUAAAUUUAUGAGUGUACUUCCUAAUGGGUUACUAAAACAAUUAAAAGCGUGUACCACUGUAUCACACAAUGGUUUUCAACGUCACUCAACAUCCAUUUGCAGCAGUUUUAGAUGGUUUAUAACCGCUUAGAAACCUCAUGAACCUACAUACAGGUUAUAUUGAUAGAUACAAUACAGAAAAGUAGUUCUCAGCAACAGAUACCUUUACACGUCGAAAUAUAACAAACUAGCAUCUCAUCAUCAUCAGCACCAUGAAGAAAUCGGUAUUAUUUAUGAAUUGGAAAUAAGAAAGAUAUAUCUACAACCAGACUGCAAAUGUAUAAGUGGACCGAUCAUCACAAUAUUGCCAGUGACGCACAAGCAUUUCGUUCUUCACAUGUUAAAAUAAUGAAUCCAAAGUUUUGAUGCACACUAACAACAACACACUUUAAUGUACCGCAAUUGUCUUGUUGACAGAAUUGUACAUAUAAAUUCGAGUAAAUAAAAGACUGAACGCAAUAACAAUACCAAAAUGGAUCAUAGCGAUUUAGUAUCCGAAAUGUCUCAGGUGGAGAAUUUGUCAACGCAAGAGCGACUUCACUUAGCCAGAAUGCGGCGGGCUCAUCAGUUGAAAGUAGCGAAACAAAAAGAAAAGGAAUGGCUCAAAUCGCAAAGUCGUCGUGACCGAAAUUCGAACAACAAUAAUGCGAAAAAGCGAAAACAUAUCACAUUCGAGAACAGCGUUGUGGUGCUUGAAGCGGCCGCACGUAAUGAUAUCGACGAAGUAGCGAGAUUAUUGGAAUCUGGUGUGUCACCAGAUGCAACCAACGAGGAUGGCCUAACACCUUUGCAUCAAUGUUGCAUUGAUAACAAUGCCGAUAUGUUGACUUUACUGUUGGAUUUUGGUGCGUUUGUGAAUGCUAAGGACAGUGAAAAGUGGACUCCGCUUCACGCAGCAGCUACAUGUGGGCAUUUGUAUUUAGUAAAAAUAUUAAUAAACCGAGGCGCUAAUUUACUGGCUGUUAAUGUCGAUGGAAAUAUGCCGUAUGACUUGUGUGAAGAUGAAGAAACACUCGAUUGUAUCGAAGCUGAGAUGUCACGGCGUGGAGUCACCCAAGAAUUGAUAGACGAAACGCGAGCAGCUACUGAAAAUCAAAUGUUACAAGAUUUGACAGAAAUCGCUGCCAGAUGUGGUGAUCUCGAAUAUCCCGAUAAGCAAGGAGCAACGCCACUGCACAUUGCUUCUGCAAAUGGUUAUACGAAGGUUGUUGAGUUUCUAUUAGAAAAUCAUGUGAACGUUGAUGCUACCGAUAAGGAUUUGUGGUCACCCGUUCAUGCUGCUGCUUGUUGGGGGCAUAUGGAAGUAUUGGAAAUGUUGGCGAUGAGCGGUGCUGAUUUGAAUGCUAAAAACAAAAACGAUGAAACACCCUCGGGUAUAUGCGAGGAUGCGGAAAUUAGAGAACGAAUAGAACAACUGAAAACGGAGCAAGAAAGUAAAAGAUUAGCCGAAGCCCAGCGGAGACGUGUCAGGCGGUCCCAAAGCAAUAACACAAGAGCACAAUCUGUCCGCAGAACGUCACUUCGUGAUAAAACAUUAACAACUAAAAAGGAUGCUGUGGAAGAGACGAGACUACGCUUACAAGCACAAGAGGGCUACACCGUACCCGAUAGUACUACCGAGCCUAAUUCGAUAACAUCGGAUGUAUCCAAUUCCAUAUUACCGAAUACGAAAACAAAACAUUCCACGCCAUCAUUGCCGACCAAACAUCCGAACAAUACCGUCAAUAACAACAACAAUCCACGAUAUCCAGCUACUGCGAAACCACAAAAUCCGUUGUACGGACAGGGAACGGUAUUUCCGAGCCAAAAUCACUAUGAGUCAACACUAAAUAGACGGUCACCGGACGGCAAGGACAACGAAGCGUAUCUGUUGGAGGAUAAGAAAAUGGCAAACAAUAAUAAUCCGCAAAAAAUUGGUAACGACAUUUCUACUGAGAUAUUUUCUGCUUCUAAUGAGAAUGGAAAAAUUAAUGUGCAAGUCACUGUGCUUGUUGACACUCACAAUUUAGAUAACUCGCUCUCAGGCACGACAUUGGCUAAUCUUAAAAAGCAAAGAGCACAGUCCCGGUCCAGUACAACGUCCGAAAAUGGUUCACUUAUCGGCAAUCCGACAAUUGCAUCGAGUUUAAUGAGCGGCCAACCGAUGAUGGAAAUGAAUGAAUUGAAUGAUCAAACGCCGAAAAUAACGAAAUUUAGCGGAGUGACCAGUGAUGUUGUAAGUGAUAGUACGAGCUCGAGACGCUGCUGUACCGUUAUGUGAAUUAUGGUGUUUGUACUUAAUUUGUGAAACUUAAACGUAAUAUUGUAAAGUUAAGGUGUAAAAGUGGAAACGACUGGGCUGUAUAUAGAAGAGAGAGAGCGAAAUUAGAAAGAAGUAAACGAAGAAAAUCGUAAAAUAAAUUAGGAAUGAUCGAUGAUAAGAGAUGAUUGUUAGUCGAUUGUAAUAUUUUCAAUUUAAAAUGGAAAAUGGAAAUAAAUGAAAGGAAACUGUAAUGCCGUCGGUCGAUUUGUAUACAAGUACUUGUAAAUGUAGCUACAAAAAUUACAAAACAGACCAGUAAAUUGUUCACCGAAUCGAUUCUAAUUCUACAGAACUCUUUCUAUUUUGAUGAAUAAAUUUGUGAA